Schistosoma spindalis is the source of this 6638-nucleotide messenger RNA. The record is from the annotation of a GenBank genome assembly. NCBI's taxonomy places the organism in Eukaryota, Metazoa, Platyhelminthes, Trematoda, Strigeidida, Schistosomatidae.
GACUUUUAUUAAAUAUCAGGUGAUCAAUGGUAUUUUAUAGUUAUUUAAUGAAUAAAUAUGAUUAUCUAUACCUAUUACUCCUUUGAUUAACUUUUGUUUCCAUUUAAUUUGAAUUAAAUUAUAGUUACUAACAUGUAUGUAAUUAUGUGUAAUUGUUAAAACUUUAUAUGACUGUCCAUAUUGAAAUUAUUCAAGAAACAAGGAUCUGGUUAAUUUAAAACAAACAUUCACAUUGAAAUUAUUCAAGAAAGAUAAAGGAUCUCAUGAAUUUAAAACAUACAUCCACAUUGAAAUUAUUCAAGAAACAAGGAUCUAGUUGAUUUAAAAUAAACAUCCACAUUGAAUUCAUUCAAGAAAGAUAAAGGAUCUGAUUAAGUUAAAAUAAACAUCCACACUGAAUUCAUUCAAGAAAGAUAAAGGAUCUGGUUGAGUAAAAAUAAACAUCCACAUUGAAAUCAUUCAGUGAAAUAAAGGAUCUGGUUGAGUAAAAAUAAACAUUCACAUUGAAUUCAUUCAAGAAAGAUAAAGGAUCUGAUUAAGUUAAAAUAAACAUCCACAUUGAAAUCAUUCAGUGAAAUAAAGGAUCUGGUUGAGUAAAAAUAAACAUUCACAUUGAAUUCAUUCAAGAAAAAUAAAGGAUCUGGUUGAGUAAAAAUAAACAUCCACAUUGAAAUCAUUCAGUGAAAUAAAGGAUCUGGUUGAGUAAAAAUAAACAUUCACAUUGAAUUCAUUCAAGAAAAAUAAAGGAUCUGGUUGAGUAAAAAUAAACAUCCACAUUGAAUUUAUUCAAGAAAAAUAAAGGAUCUGGUUAAUUUAAAACAAAUAUCCACAUUGAAAUCAUUUAAGAAAGGACCUGGUUGAAAUAAAACAAACAUCCACAUUGAAAUCAUUCAAGAAAAACAUCGGGUUAAGUUAAAACAAACAUCCACAUUGAAAUCAUUCAAGAAAAAUAAAGGAUCUGGUUAAUUUAAAACUAAUAUCCAUAUAGAAAUCAUUCAGUGAAAUAAAGGAUCUGGUCAAGUUCAAAUAAACAUUCACAUUGAAAUCAUUCAAGAAACGAGGAUCUGAUUAAUUUAAAGCAAAUAUUCAAAUUGAAAUUAUUCAAGAAAAGAUCUGGUUAAGUUAAAGUAAACAUCUACAUUGAAAUCAUUCUAGAAAGGACCUGGUUGAAUUAAAACAAACAUUCACAUUGAAAUCAUUCAAGAAAAAUAAAGGAUCUGGUUAAUUUAAAACUAAUAUCCAUAUAGAAAUCAUUCAGUGAAAUAAAGGAUCUGGUUAAGUUCAAAUAAACAUUCACAUUGAAAUCAUUCAAGAAACGAGGAUCUGAUUAAUUUAAAGCAAAUAUUCAAAUUGAAAUUAUUCAAGAAAAGAUCUGGUUAAGUUAAAGUAAACAUCUACAUUGAAAUCAUUCUAGAAAGGACCUGGUUGAAUUAAAACAAACAUUCACAUUGAAAUCAUUCAAGAAAAAUAAAGGAUCUGGUUAAUUUAAACCAAAUAUCCACAUUGAAAUCAUUCAGUAAAAUAAAAGAUCUGGUUAAGUUCAAAUAAACAUCCACAUUGAAAUCAUUCAAGAAACGAGGAUUUGUUUGAGUAAAAAUAAACAUCCACAUUGAAAUCAUUCAAGAAAAAUAAAGGAUCUGGUCAAGUUAAAACAAACAAACAUACACACACACACACAUACAACCUAAUCUUAUCAUCAUAAAAACUGUUACAUUAAUAUUUAAAACAAAAUAUAAUAUAGGGAUUUUCAAAAAAAAAACAAAAAAAACAGCGGGAAUUCAAACAACAGAACAAAAUAGGAAUAGUAUUUUUUUCUUCAUACAAAGUAAUUGAUAAAAUAUUCAUUCAGAAGGUGGAAAUAUGUCAAGUUGGCAACGUCUUUCUGGAUAUUUAAAUUCAAAACCAACUGGACCUCCACUUGUGAAUAAUGCAUCGGAUAUUGCUGCAUAUUUUGAAUCUGCAUUCAAAAGAUUAAAAGGGAUUCAACGUCAUUGGUAUGUAUUUGAAGAGUCUACAUUAAAAUUAAUGGCUUAUCGUAAUCAAAUGGAUGCAGCUAUACCAGAUAAAGAACCAUUGAAAAUAAUCAAUAUUCAUGGAGCUGUAUUUCAUAUUGAUCCUGCUGAACAUAAUCAAUUUAGUAUUAUGUCAGAUGGAAAAGAACAUAUUCUACAAGCAGAAACAGAAGAUGCUAUGCUGUUAUGGCUUCAUGUUUUACAGACAAGAAGAAAUGAAGCUGUACAAGCAAGUGAAUCAGACAGUUCAUCUCCUAAUGAUGAUAGUUUAACAGAUUAUAAAUUAUUUCGUCAAAAUUCUUUAAUGAAAAUGCAAAUGUCAAUACCAACAAGAUUAUCACCAAUUGUAUCAUCCGAUUCUAAUGAAUCUUCAUUCAAUGAAUCAAUAAAAACACGUAAAACAAGUAUGAAAAUGACAAAAUUAAUAAAACAAGAAUCAAUAAUAGAUCCAAUAAAUGAUAAUCAAUUAUCUGAUCAAACAUCAAAUUUAUUUCAUUCAUCAUGGUUAUCAUCAAUCGAUAAUACAAUCAAUAAUGAACCUAGAAAACGUUUAUCAUAUAGUCGAUCAAGUUCAUAUGAUUCAGAGAUAGUUAAACAACAUGUAAAUGAUAUGAAUAUGAAUGAAAAAUAUCAAAAAACUAUAUCAAGAUCCAAUAGUUAUUUACCAGCACCACCACCACCAGCACCACCACCACAACAACAACAACAACAUCAUCAUCAUUAUCAUCGACGUAUAGAUCAAUCAUCAAAAGGAAUUUUUAAUCAUCGUAAUCUAAUGAAUUUACCAAUAGAAGAAGGAGAAGAAAAUGAAGAUUAUUCAAUGAAUGAUAAAUUAUAUUAUAAUCGUCAAUUAUCAAUGAAUAUAAAUGGAGAGAAUCGUAACCAGUUGAGGACAACAAUGAAAGUCCUGGACAAUUUAUCAGACAAUAAACAAAAAGAAGAACUGAUACCACAAAACAAUCUAAUUGGGAGUGAUUCAAACUUAGCAGGGGAGAUUAAUGGAGAAUCUAGAAAAAUGUCGAAUGCCAAUUCCACAGCGUCCAACGAGUUUAAUCAAACAGAGAAAGAAAAUUAUAACAUGAUAUCAAGAAAUGAUAAUAAAUUUUUCGGUGAUACAGAAAUGAAUGAAGAUCCUCACGAAACAUCUGAACGACAGUAUCCAGGACAACAAAUAUCAACUGGUGAAUAUUCAACAAAUCAAUUAUCAGCAAAAUAUCAAAGUUCAAUAAUACUUCAAAAUCCUCGAACAUUUAGUGAUAGUGAUAUUGAUAUAGAAAAUGAAUUAUCACCAAAUGAUUAUAUAAGAGAAUUAAAAGCUCAAUUACAAUCAUCAUUAGAUCGUGAAGCAUCAUUACGUCAAAUGUUAUCUAAUCGUGAAGCUGGUAUACGUGAAAUUGAUCAAAAAGUAGAAAAUAUUGAAAAUACAGAAAUGAAUGAUAAUUCAUCAUUUAAAUUACCGAAAAAUAUUUCAGCCAAUAAAUUAAGAGAUAUGAUUGAAGAUUAUGAACAAAAACAAAGAAUUCUAAAUAGAAAGAAUCAAUUCUUGAUAACAGAAAUUCGUGAAUUAGCUUCUAUCAAGUAUAUGUUUACUGAUCAUUCAAAUAAAAUGUCCAAGUACAUACAACGUUUAAACAUGGAAGGAUUUAAAUGGAGACGUGAAUAUGUUAAACUAUUACAAGCAUGUCUUGGUGCUACACAAACAGAUCCACAUCAUCGAUUAAUGUUUAGUGAUUAUGGUAAAGAUCGAUAUAAAAAUUUAAUCAGUGAACUAUUGGAUGAAGCAAGACGUAAAGAUCCAAGUUUACCAUCAAUGAUUAAACCAAAAACUGCAGAUUAUCAUGUGGAUUUUUAUGGAUUCAAGCAUAGUUAUUUAAAUGAAACAAGUAUUAUACAUUAUAGUUGUCAACAAUUAUAUGACUUUUAUACACGUCAAUUAUCUGGUGGUGAUGAAAAUUUCUAUCGUUGGACUGAACUAUUAACUCAAGCAAAUAGAGAAUUGACAAGAGCUGAUUUAGAAAUUCUUUGUCGUUCUGGUAUACCUAUUCAAUAUCGUGAAGGUGUAUGGCGUAUGUUAAUACAUGGUGAAUUACAUCAAUUAAUGCAAAUGAAAGGAUCAUUAUAUUAUAAUGGACUAUUAGAAGAAUUCAGUGAAAAUACACUUGCAGCUCAACAUAGACGUCAAAUCUCACUUGAUUUAUUGAGAACUAUGCCAAAUAAUGUACAAUUUGAUAAUAUUGACGCUCCUGGGGUACAAAAACUUCAAGAAGUAUUACAAGCUUAUAGUAUACAUAAUUCUAAAAUUGGUUAUUGUCAGGGUAUGAAUUUUAUAGCAGCUGUUGCAUUGCUAUUCUUAAGAAAAGAAGAUGCUUUCUGGUGUUUAAUUGCUAUAUUAGAACGAUUUUUACCAGAGAAUUAUUUUAAUUCUGGUUUAAUUGAUGCACAAGUUGAUCAACUUGUAUUAAAAGAAAUAAUCAAUGAAAAAUUACCACGUUUAUCAUCACAUUUAAAACGAUUAGGUAUUGAUAUAUCUGCAGUGACAUUAAAUUGGUUCUUAGCUGUAUUUUAUGAUUCUGUACCAUUUGAAACAUUGAUCCGUAUAUGGGAUGUGUUUCUAUUAGAAGGUUCAGAAAGUUUAUUUCGAUUUGCAGUGGCAAUUCUUAAACGUAAUCAAGAUAUGCUAUUAGAACAAAGUGAUACAAUCAGUUUUUGGAAAUGUCUUAAAGCUGCAACUCGAUUAACUAAUGAUGUAGAUGGAUUAAUUAAAACAGCUUUUGAAGAACUUCGACCAUUUCCUAAACCUCAACUCAUUGCAACACGUCGUGCUUAUCAUUAUGAAAUAUUAAGUAAAAAAAUGUCUAUCAAAAAAGGAUAUUGGCAAAAUGUUAUGAAAGAAUCCCCUGAUGAAUUUAUUGAGAAUCAAAAUCACAUUCAACACAAACGAUCUACUAAAGAAAACCAAGCUGUAAUUCAAGCAAUCACAUUUUAUGAUAAUGAGCAUUUGUGGAUUUGUCAUGGUGAUAAAUCAUACAGUCAAAUUUCAGAAGUUGUUGUUACAUCAAACUGUAUGCAAAGUAUCGGUUAUGAAUUGGAAUCUCGUGUCAGUUGUAUAUGUGCAUUUAGUAAUGAAAUUAUUCUACUUGGUAUGAUGUCUAAACAAUUAUGUGCUUAUUCAGUCAUACAAAAUUCAAAAAUUUGGCAAAUUCCAAUUCAUGAUAGUGUUAGUGAUUUAACAUUUGCCUAUUUUAUACAUGAUCAUACAAAUAAAGUUUAUGCUGGUUUAACCAAUGGUGAAUUAGUUGUUAUAGAAAAUAUUGGUUUUGAAGAACCACGUGAUUCUAUAUAUUACAUUACUAUUAGUUUUAUUCCAAUAUCAUCUGUACUUUUGGUAAAGAAUCAAUUAUGGUGUGCAAGUGGUAGUUCUAUAUUCAUUUUUCAUGCUAAAACAAUGGAUUAUUAUAAACAAAUUAGUAUAUCUAAUAAUCCAUUAGAUGUUAUAUUAAAAAUAUGUCUUGGUAAUAAUGGUGUUUGGAUUGCAGUACGUGGUAGUUCAGUAAUUGAAUUAUGGGAUCCAGAUAGAUUGAUACGUAUACUUUUAUUCAAUAUUGUUAAUGAAACUUAUUUAAGUCGAAGACCAGAAGAAGAGUAUACAUUUAAUCCUCAACGAGUCACUGUAAUACUUCCAUAUGAUAAUAUAUUAUGGAUUGGUACAGGAAUGGGUGAAGUAUUAGUUUAUCAAAUUCAAACUUAUCAAAAAACAGAAAAUGGAAAAAGUUUCGAAGGUAAUAUUCAAAUGACCAAACAUAAACGUUCAAUGUCAUUAAAAGAUGAAUUACAACGAAAGGAUGAAACAACAAGAAAAACUUCAUUGAAAUCUACACGUUAUCCAUCAAAUCCUGAUAUUAGUCAUGUGCCAGAUAAGAAACCAGAACCAUUAUUUUAUCCAUUACGUCAAAAUUCAUUAAUAUUAGAAUAUGCAAUUGAUUCAAGUGAUAUAUAUGAAUUACAAAAAAUUGUACGUAGUAAAGUCGCUGAAACUCCUAUACGUUAUUUAGUUAUGAAAAAAAUUACAGAUAGCCAUGUAUUGAUCAUUUCAUGUUCAACAUAUUUCAAUGAUGAUGAUGCUGUACUUAAAUGGCAACGUGAUAGUAAUAAUGGUUCAAUUUGGACAAAUGAACCAAUUUAUGUAUUUGAUCGUGAAAGUCGUUCACUUAGAUUACCAGCUUAUAUGCGUAAUAGUUUAUGCUUACAAAUGCAUCAUAAAAAAUCAAUUAUUAUGAAUUAAACUUUUAUACAAUUUCAUUGUAAUUUACUAUUAUUAUUAUUAUUACAUAACUACUAAUUUAACAAGUAAAUCUAUCAUUGACACACGCACGCACGCACCCACCCACCCACACACACACACACGCAUACAUACAUACACACAUACACACGCACAAUGAAACCAGAUUUUCCUAUUUCAGUAAUAAAAACACUCCCCCCACGUUUUGUUUUCUGUAACCAGGGUAACUAUUUUGUACAUAAUAAUUAUUUUUUAUAAUCAAAAAAAUCAAUUAAAAAUCAAUAAAAUAUUGUAAAACACUUAUUUUUUUUUAAAAAAUAAUAACUAAUACACAAUAUUAAAUUCUA